GUGUGGUGUGACGCAGUGCUGUGGUGACGUAUUAGUUAUGUGAUCGUGUCAGCCGUGACUCCAUGGUGGACCCGCUCAAGGUCUUAUGGGUGUUGACCAACAGCACGUAUCUAGUCAGCAAGUUCAUACGUUUGGGGGCCACCGACAAGAAUGAAUAUGCACCCUAUUUCGAAAAAGGAGUCUUUGAGCUCUACAUUGAGGAAAAUGAGGAAAUCAACCACCCCCUGCUUAGUGUCGCCUCCAAAGAUCGUAAAGAAGCUACACGUGUUCGAUACGAGAUCACUGGAGGUAACAUAGGGGGAGUGUUCGCUCUCGGUUCCAAAACAGGAGUUCUCCACCUCAUUCGACCUCUCGACUAUGAGGCCGUCCAAAGGUACGAGCUCCGACUCGCGGCGUCUGACAAGAACACUGCCAGUUUCGCCACGGUCAUAGUCCAUGUUAAGGACGUGAACGACAAUCCACCACUCUUUGAAAGACCAACUUACAGGACCCAGAUAACCGAGGAGGACGACAGAAACCUACCUAAGAAAGUCCUGCAGGUGAUAGCUUUAGAUGCGGACAAAGCCAGACCUGGUGAUGUGGUAUAUUCUUUGACCGGGCAAGGAGUGGACCCAGACAAUCCAAUCAACAACAAAUUCGACAUCGGCAAGACCUCUGGGGAGAUCUUUGUCCUUAAGCCGUUAGACCGAGACGAGCCCCAGGGUAAGCCUCAGUGGAGGUUUACAGUGUUCGCCCAAGAUGAAGGAGGUGAAGGAUUAGUGGGGUACGCUGAUGUCCAAAUAAACCUGAAGGAUAUAAAUGACAACGCUCCAACAUUCCUUCAGGGAUUAUACCAUGCGAACGUGACAGAAAACUCCACUGCAGGUGAGUUAGUAAUGACAAUGAAAGCAGUGGAUUACGAUGACCCUGAAGAAGGAGGCAACGCCGACAUAUUGUACUCAAUCGAGAAGAACGUUGUCGAAGAGGGAACUGGUUUGCCAAUAUUCGAGAUCGACCCUCUAAGUGGAGAAGUACGCACUGCCGUGUGUUGUCUGGAUCGAGAGAAGACUCCAGACUAUGUAAUACAGGUCGUAGCUGUAGACGGAGGUGGGCUUAAAGGCACUGGGACAGCUUCCAUUAGAGUGGCUGAUGUAAACGACAUGCCGCCAAGGUUUGUGAAGGACGAGUGGACCACGGAAGUGGACGAGAGCGAUGGUGAACAUCUACCUGACCAUCCUGUCCUGACCGUCACUGUACAUGACGACGACGAGAACAACGACUUUUACUACAGGGUAGUAGACGGCAGUGGCCCUGGAGCAGAUAAGUUUAAUAUGAGUCGCAACCCAGACGGCACGGGAGCCCUAAGGGUGGUGCGACCUCUGGACUACGAGGAUCAAGGGAGACACGCUCCCCUCAGGUUCCGGAUACAGGUCAAAGAUACGGGCCAAGAUUCUCCGGAUGACCCAUAUCACUCGGCGUUUGCGUGGAUAAACGUUAAACUGCGAGAUAUCAACGACAACGCCCCUGUGAUUGACCGGCUCAACGAAAAAGUGCAGGUGGAGGAGGAUGCGAGGGUAAGCACGAUUCUAGAGACGUUUAGAGCACGUGAUCUCGAUCAGCGAGGAAAGAGCAAAGUUGUGUUCACUGUGGAUCGAUCCUCGGACCCCAGAAGACUGUUUGCUGUGUCUCAUGAUGGUGUUGUUACCAUACAACGACCCCUAGACAGAGAAACCUCCUCCAAACAUGUGAUAAGAUUGAUAGCAGUAGACGACGGCGUUCCACCCCUAACAUCAACAGCUACCCUAACAGUGAUAGUCGUGGAUGUCAAUGAUAACGCUCCUACCCUGGACCUCGACCCGGACUACGCCCCAGUGGUAAUGGAGGGCGAAGCUCCAAGGGCUGUGGCUGUGGUUACUGCCGUAGACCGCGACAACUACACGGCAGGGCAUGGACCACCCUUCUCCUUCCUGCUGGACCCAGCUGCUCCUGAAAUUGUCAAGGCGUCCUUCAAAGUGGAUCAGCAGCUUAGUGGCGUAAACUCAUCUGCAAUAAUAACUUCUCUCCGCACUUUCGAUCGUGAGGAGCAGAAGCAGUAUCUAGUGCCUAUACUUAUACAAGACAGCGGUAGUCCACGCCAGACGGGGACAUCUACCUUGACGGUCGUCAUAGGAGAUAUCAACGACAACUUUAUGUCACCUGGGGAAAAAGAUAUUCUAGUGUACAACUACAUGGGACAGAUGCCUGACGCUGAAAUCGGAACUGUGUGGGUCAGGGAUCAGGACGAUUGGGACGCAGCCGAUAAGACCGUCUCUUGGGAUGGUCCCGAGCACAGAAACUUUCGAUUGAAGGAGGAAACAGGCAUGCUAACUUUACGCCAAGGUACACCACCUGGGACCUACCUUCUCAAGUUCAAGGUUUUUGACCGUAGACACGUACAACGAGACGUGUCCGCCAAUGUUACAGUGGAAGUCAGAGAAAUCCCACAUCAAGCAGUUUCUCAGGCUUCUUCCUUUAGAUUAUCAGGCAUCACGGACCAAGAUUUUAUCAGAGUUUUCGAUCACAAUACUGAGACUAGAAUACGCAGCAAGGCAGAUCUUCUUCGUGAGAAACUUGCGGGACUGUUGGGCGUGUCGUCAUCAGAUGUGUACAUCGUGAACGUUCGGCAACGCUCGUCAAGUCCACCAAUCACAGACGUCUGGUACUCGGGGCACAACGGUCGCCAACACUACUUUACAGCCAUCAGGUUACAAGCGACCGCAUUGCUUCAUUGGGCUGAGAUAGAAUCGUACGUUGGUGUAAACAUCAGUAUGGUUGGAGUAAACGAGUGCAUGGACGAAGAUAGAUGUGAUGGUAGUUGUACAACAACGAUAAAAUACGGACCAGGAACCCACUUAGUGAAUGCCAACUGUACUGCACUCUCCGGCGUUCAGGUGGAAGUGAAGGCAGAAUGUUCAUGUGGCGCUAGAAACUUUUCCGUCCCAGUCACAUGUGCAGAUCGACCUUGCUUCAAUGGAGGACACUGUCGUCAAAACAAGUAUGGAUAUAGGUGCAGCUGCAGUAGAGGCUACACAGGUGCCAGGUGUCAGCAGGUGGCUCGUAGCUUCAGGGGUGGAGGCUACGCAUGGUUCCCUCCCCUACAAACAUGUGAUAGCUCCCACCUGAGCCUAGAGUUUGUCACUUUCAACACUGAUGGUCAACUGUUGUACAACGGUCCUGUUGUGCCAACAAAACCCGGGGAGCAGCGAGUAUCAGACUACAUAUCGCUAGAGCUUACCAAAGGAAAUCCUCGUCUCCUUAUCGACUUGGGUUCAGGGACCUUGGAGUUAAAAAUAAAGACUAAAAAAGGGCUCAACGAUGGUGACUGGCAUAGACUGGACGUUUUAUGGCAUAAGCAGGAUGUGACCUUGAUGGUAGACUUCUGUCGGUCAGCUGAUGUGAACGAGACAGACGACGGAGUAUCUUCGUCCUACGAUGACUCAAGCUGCAGAGUCAGCGGAGUCACCCCUAACUUCAACGAGCGAUUGAAUCUCGCAACUCCCCUACAACUUGGGGGCCGACUGGUCAGGGAGCUUGACCCCACUCUCUUCCAGUGGAAAGCAGUGCCUUAUGGGGUCGGCUUUGACGGCUGCAUUAGAAAUGUCUUCCAUAAUAGCAUUCUGUACGACCUGGGCAGUCCCGGCCUCUCCCGCGGUUCAGUGGCUGGUUGUCCCCAAGCAGAAGUGCGAUGUGAACCAGUCUCCUGCGCCUACCAGGGACGCUGUGAGGCGAGUCUGCGCGAGGCGAGGUGCGUCUGCCGCCCUGGCUACACAGGCCCUGCCUGCGCUACGCCCACCAUACCUGCGGCCUUCAAACCACACAGCUACGUCAAGUACGCACUCUCCUUCGAGCCUGACCGCUACUCAUCACAGAUGCAGUUACGGUUUCGAACUAGGGAGCCUUCAGGCGAGUUAUUUCGUACAACUGACCAGCACAACAAGGAAUAUGCCGUCCUUGAGAUAGUAGAUGGCAGGCUGCAGUUCAAAUUCAAUCUGCAUGGUGGUACAACGUCAGAGACCAUUGUCAGCUUAGCCAACCUGACAGUGAAUGAUGGGCAGUGGCACGAAGUCAAUGCGUGGAGGCAUGGCUGUUCAGCGUCUCUAGCCAUUGACGGAGAAGAAGGUCCUCAGUACAACGAGACCCUCCCCACAUCCUGUAGUCAUCACUGGCUGGUGGUAGACAAGCAGGAGGGAGUGUAUGCUGGUGGCAAGGCGGAGUAUACAGGGGUGAGAACGUUUGAGGUCCAACACGACUUUCACGAUGGCUGUCUGGACGAUGUGAGACUGGACGGCAGGUUCUUGCCUCUCCCGCCAGCCAUGAACGGCACACAAUGGGGACAGGCUACGAUGGCGCGGAACCUAGACAAGUUUUGUCCAUCGAGCAACUCCUGCCACACAGCAGUCUGUCCUGACCCAUUCAUCUGUGUGGACUUGUGGCAUGAGUUUGAAUGCUCGUGUGGAGAGGGGCGAGUGCCUACCUCAGACGGCAGAGACUGUGUGGAUGAGAACGAGUGUAUCGACAGCCCAUGCAGGAACGGAGGAGUCUGCGUCAACCAGGAACCACGGCUGCGCUACCGCUGUCUGUGUCCUGCGCCGUUCCUUGGCAAGAACUGUGACGUCGUCCCCGAGAGACAGACCGUCAAACUGGGUCUGCCUGCGCUCAUCACCAUACUCGCCUCUCUGUUUUUUAUACUGAUGAUUAUUUUACUACUCGUUCUGUACAACCGUCGUCGAGAGGCUGUGGUGGUCAAGAAGCCACGACCUGAGGACGACAUCAGGGAGAACAUCAUCAGCUACAACGACGAGGGAGGGGGAGAGGACGACAUGACUGCCUUCGACAUAUCGCCCCUCCAAGUCCCUCUCACUACCAGCUCAACUUCCAAGACUGAUAUUAUUGCUUUGUCCACGUUCAGCGAGGAGCGAGAUUGGGGUCCCUCCCUAGCAGCCUGCAGAUGUAGAGCUGACAACGACGUGGGUGCGCCUCCCUUCGAUGAUCUACGGAACUACGCCUACGAGGGAGGUGAUAGUGAGACCGGCUCCCUGUCUUCUCUUUGUUCAGAGUCAGAUGCUAGUCAGCAACUUGACCAGAUCCAGCAAUGGGGUCCGAAGUUUGUAAGGCUAGCUGCCUUGUAUAAGAAACCAGACAAGUCCAACGGUGACGAAGAUGAGGAGAAUACCUAGCAGUAACUUGACAAAAGAAAAACUAUAUUUUGUGAUAUUAUCUACGGAACAUUAUUGUGCUGUCCUUCAAAACGUGUUUUGUACAUAAUAGGUUAGGUCUAAAUAUUUUUACGGAUUGUAAAUCAAAGAUACGUCUAAUAACACUUAAAACAUAUAUUUAAUUACGAUUAUACUGUUAACUCACAAGACGGUAAAUUUACAGAAAAUAUAGUGUGUGGUGGUAGAUUUUGUUUGGACACCCCAAUCAUCAUCAGACCCAAUAGGCGAAUGGCAAGAAUCUUGAAUGGCGUCCCUCCUUACAUUCUAUUGGCUACCGGAAGCACGGGCCAAUACAUUUGUAUAAGUACAACUGGAGUAUAUUUACCGUCUUGUGAGUUAAUAGUUUAAGCGUAAAUAUAAGUUUUAAGUUUUAUUAGACGUAUCUUUUAUUUACUCACCGUAAAUUUAA
Molecule: messenger RNA, 5643 nt
Organism: Macrosteles quadrilineatus (aster leafhopper)
Lineage: Eukaryota; Metazoa; Arthropoda; Insecta; Hemiptera; Cicadellidae
Product: neural-cadherin-like
Exons: 30
Coding region: 63-5195 (1710 amino acids)
Biological process (GO): homophilic cell-cell adhesion
Cellular component (GO): plasma membrane; catenin complex
Molecular function (GO): calcium ion binding; cadherin binding
Source: RefSeq, a predicted model, not a curated record